GGGCUCGCUCAGAAGUUGCGCGAAAAAGCUCCUCUGAUGACCGAGACAUACGUCGCAUACGGUGCAACACGAGAACUCAUCAAGGAAUGUGUCAGGCCCGGCGAAUACAAGAUUCCCCAGGCGCUGGAGAAGAGGGGUGAGAUACCUACAGACGAGAACGGGGUACACCUGGGAGAGGCCGAAGGAUGGUGGUACGAAACCCUCGGUCUGAAGCCGACCUUCUUCAAUUGGGCGCAAAUCACCUUUAUCCACAUGUACAUGCUCCAGGUCCGCUUCCGAAUGUUCCCGCAAUCGCACGCUCCGGUCUGGAUCCAGCACCUCACAAAUCAGGCCUUCUACGCCGCCGAAGACCGUCUCGUUGUAUGGCACAAGUUCACUGCCAACUCGCUCCGCCAGAAGCAUCUCAAGGACAUGUUCUCACAAUGGCGGGGUGUGCUUCUAUCGUACGACGAGGGUCUCAUGAAGGGUGACGCUAUGCUUGCGGCUGCUAUCUGGAGGAAUCUGAUGGGUGCUCAGGAGGAUGUCGACUUUGAAAAACUGGCGCAGAUUGUAGGAUACAUGAGGAGGGAGCUCAAGAGGUUGGAUAACGCAACGGAUGAUGAGGUUGCGAACGGGCAGUGGAAAUUCCGGGGCAACCCAGGAGACGAGACGGGUAUCGUUAAGGCUCCUAGUAGGAUGAUGACCAGUGGAGUUGUCAAGGUUUAG
Messenger RNA from Cucurbitaria berberidis CBS 394.84, 705 nucleotides. Its product is annotated as ubiquinol cytochrome-c reductase assembly protein Cbp3. Gene Ontology annotation, biological process: mitochondrial respiratory chain complex III assembly. The annotation marks the transcript as partial. The record is from RefSeq and is a predicted model, not a curated record. The transcript is spliced from 2 exons. NCBI's taxonomy places the organism in Eukaryota, Fungi, Ascomycota, Dothideomycetes, Pleosporales, Cucurbitariaceae. Gene Ontology annotation, cellular component: mitochondrion.